Exophiala oligosperma is the source of this 519-nucleotide messenger RNA. RefSeq lists its product as uncharacterized. Lineage: Eukaryota; Fungi; Ascomycota; Eurotiomycetes; Chaetothyriales; Herpotrichiellaceae. Gene Ontology annotation, molecular function: oxidoreductase activity, acting on paired donors, with incorporation or reduction of molecular oxygen; heme binding; monooxygenase activity. The transcript has 3 exons. The coding region runs from base 1 to 519 and encodes 172 amino acids. The record is from RefSeq and is a predicted model, not a curated record.
AUGGAGAAGAGGGCACACAUCUAUUCUUCCCGGCCUCACAUCAUUGUCAUGGGCGAUGUGUUCAACUGGACAGUCAACAACCAAGUCUGCCAGGUCUACGGUGACAGGUCGAGGAGCCAUCGAAAACUUACGCACUCAGUUGUUGGCUCUCAAGCGAUCCGCACCUACCGUGAUAUCCAAGCUGCCGAGUUCAAAGUGAUGACCUGGAGCAUCUUGAAAGAUGCUCUCGAGGUCAUGGCCAAUGCGGUAGACGUCGUUAUUCCCGGACUAUUUUGGAUGGAGUCUCUACCUUUCCUGACGAAGCUACCAAAGUGGCUCUAUCCUUUACCACGAGCCAUACAAGAUCAGGCCAAUCUCCUAGCACGGUAUCUCUAUAACUUGUCCCUGGAAGGAUCUCAAAGCAAACAGGACAGCUUUUCCAAACGACUUAUCGAAGAACAGAAUGAAAAUGGGCUUUCGGACGCGGAGGUUGCAAGCUUGACCUCCAACUUGAUCGGCGCGCGUGAACACCACCAGUAG